Messenger RNA from Bombus huntii, 2717 nucleotides. It is a transcript of the gene MFS16, whose product is annotated as glucose-6-phosphate exchanger SLC37A2. The coding region runs from base 926 to 2488 and encodes 520 amino acids. Gene Ontology annotation, molecular function: transmembrane transporter activity. Lineage: Eukaryota; Metazoa; Arthropoda; Insecta; Hymenoptera; Apidae. Gene Ontology annotation, biological process: transmembrane transport. Gene Ontology annotation, cellular component: membrane. The record is from RefSeq and is a predicted model, not a curated record. The transcript is spliced from 8 exons.
CAUGUUGUAUAAUUUGUAAUACAUCAAAUUAAAAUUUAAGUAACUUUGAAGAUUUUAAUACUUUGUCAAUAUGCAUAGAUAAGACACAUCAUGUAUAUAUACGUAUAUACGUACUACGUAUGCAUAUUUUAAAUUUCCCAUAUGUAAGUACGUAAACAUCAUUUGUCAUUAUCGCUAGUAAACAUUCCAUUUAGUUUAAAAUAAAACUAUAUUUCAUGUAAUUGUUUAAAGACAGUGAAAAUGUAAUUAUAGUGUAUCGUAACAUAGACAAAGUCAAUUAUGUUAUAAACACGUAUUCGAGAUAUCAUGUACUUCUGCAACAUUCCUUUCAUUGUAGGUUAUGAGUCAUAGCCUAUUUUUUUACGGAAUUUACUGUCUACUUCUUGCAAAAAAGUCAUUCUGUCAUUGCUAGCUAAAAAUGUUAAAUACAAUAAAAAUAUCAAUGAAAACAGAAAAUACAGAAAAAAGGUGACACUGAAAAAAUUAAGAAUAAAAGUAAAGUAUACAUAUUGAUGUUAUAGUUCAUAUAAUAUUCAUAAUUGUCGUAACACAAUAAGGAUCAAAGUGUAGUUAAGAAAAACAUUGUGAAACUUUUAUUGUUGUAUUAUAUAUAUUGAAAUAAUUAUGUAUUAUUAAUACUAAAUUUUUGUGGGAGUGAUUAAUUUCAUAAACAAAAGUAACUUUGAAAGAACACAAUACUAUCUUUAAUUGUGACCAAAGUAUUAAUAUAUGACUAAAGAUAUUAUCUAUAUAAUUUUAAAUGAUAUAAAUAAAAAGUAUUUUGUAGAUUUGUAAAAAGAGAAAAAUUGAAGAUAAAAGAUACAAAAUACUUAAAGUAAUAAUUUUAUAUAAUAAACUUCAAGAUAUUUUUAAUACCUAUAAUAAGUUAAUUAUAGUAAAAGCGAAGAAAAUAUAUUUAACAAGUAUGACCAGCCCAUUAAGAGAUCAACCAUGGGGUUUGCAAGUUAUUGAAAAUACAUUGAAAUGUUGUGCUCAUAGUCGUGUCAAUCGAGUGACAUGGCAUCAAGGCAUUAUUUUAGCACUCACAUAUUUAGCAUAUACCUGUUACCAUAUGACACGAAAGCCCAUGUCCGUUGUAAAAAAUGUGUUGAGUUUCAACUGUAGCACUUUAUCACCACCCCCAAACUUUUUAAUCAACACUAGUAAUCAAGAUACGUGGUGCGAUUGGGCUCCAUUUGAUACUGCAGAUGCUCCAGCAUUACUGGGCAUUUUGGACUCUGCAUUCCUGUUUGCAUAUGCAGCAGCCAUGUUCCUCAGUGGUUUUAUAGCAGAAAGAGCAAAUCUACGAUAUUUUCUUGCAUUUGGGAUGCUUGCAUCUGGUAUAUCUUGUUAUCUCUUUGGUAUUGCAAAGCCAUACAAUAUUCAUAGUUUAUGGUAUUUUGUUCUGGUUCAAGCCAUUGGUGGUGUCUUUCAAACAUCUGGUUGGCCAGGUGUAGUUACAGUUGUAGGAAAUUGGUUUGGAAAAGCAAAAAGAGGAUUGAUCUUUGGAAUAUGGAAUUCUCAUACAUCAUUAGGCAAUAUUUUGGGCAGUUUAAUAGCUGCCAAAUUUGUAGAAUCUGAUUGGGGUCUAAGUUUCAUGGUACCUGGAAUAAUAAUGGGCUUUACAGGAUUUAUAAUAUUUUUAUUUCUAGUACCAAAUCCUACAGACAUAGGAUGUGCACCACCUGCCCCACUUAGAUAUAGAAAAUUGGAGGCUGCCCAUAGUUCAGAUGAAGGAAGUAGUGCAGAUGAAUGUGAAAAUGUACACAAUGACAUCGAAAAUGGACGAUCAGAAACUAGUCCAAUAUUACCAAGACAUAGACAUAUACAAGAGAAUCAUAGAGGAAAUGCAAUUGGAUUCAUACAAGCUAUGAGGAUACCUGGAGUCGUAGAAUAUUCUCUCUCUUUAUUUUUUGCAAAACUUGUAAGCUAUACAUUCCUCUAUUGGUUACCAUUGUAUAUUGCAGCUUCAACUACUUACAGCACAACAUUAAGUGCAGAUCUUUCUACUUUGUUUGAUGUUGGUGGCAUAAUGGGUGCAAUAGCAGCUGGUGUUCUGUCUGAUUAUACUGGAAAAAGUGCUCUAACAUGUGCAGUCAUGCUUGGAUUUGCAGUUCCAAUGUUAUUCCUAUAUGACUACAUUGGGAGUACUGGUUGGGCAAUCAACAUAGUAUUGUUACUAAUAGCUGGUUUAUUAGUAAAUGGACCAUAUGCAUUGAUAACAACUGCAGUAUCUGCUGAACUAGGAACCCAUCCUAGUUUGGGAAACAAUUCUAAAGCUUUAGCUACAGUUACUGCAAUUAUCGAUGGUACAGGCAGUAUUGGAGCUGCUGUAGGUCCACUGUUAGCAGGAGUGGUAGCUCGUUGGGCUGGUUGGCAUAAUGUGUUUUAUAUGCUCAUGGUUGCUGACAUGUUGGCAUUAUUGCUUUUAUCAAGGUUAGUUUACAGAGAUAUACAACUAUAUAGACGACGGCGGAGGGCCAUUUAAUUUUAUUCUCAUACAUUAAGUAAAAGAUAAUGGACAUAUACGUAAAUAAACAAAUUCUUCAAAUAUGUAUUUGAAUUUUAACUUUUUUACAAAUGACAUAAAAUGUAUAAAGUAUUGCACUUUAUGUUCAAUCAUGUCAAAUUAUAUAUAUUUAAAAUGGAUGUAUUAUUAAGUUCUAGAAAUAGUUAACACCAGUGCACCUGAAUAAACAGUAUAUUUUUACAACUAA